GUCUUGGAAGAUGGGUUUCCAACCAGCUUCCACACUGACAAGACAACUCAGCACGGCAACCUGUCGGGGCAUCUGUUACGCAUGUGGGGGGAAGGAUUCAUAUCAGCUCACGCUGUGCAAAAAAUCUGCCACAUGGCUUAUCUAGAUGGCUUGAAGCAGGAUGCAGUGGGCAAGCUUGCCAGCAUGGGCAGCUGGGGCAAGCAUCCUGGAAAUGUCACUCGGGAUUUGAAGGCUUUCGUCUCCCGAGAAGUUGGAAAUCCAUAUGCGAAUUUCCGCACCGUCUCGUGCCAAUGUUGGAACCCACGCACUAGCCAGAAUGAGGCUGCCCAAUUGGCAUACUUUGACCCCAAAGAUGUUUUGGACAGUCUUUUGCAGAGGCCGGAUGAUUUCGACCGCAUCUUGAACCCGUCCGGAAUCCAAGACUUCUGGGCCGGGGUCAAGGAUUCCGACCCGAGAUUUCAGAUGCUGAGCCGAGAAGUUAAUGUAAGCAAAGAGGAUUUGCAAAACUGCAUCCCGCUUUGGCUUCACGGUGAUGGUGUGGAGUAUGUCGAUGGGCGAUCUCUGAUGGUUUACAGCAUGGGUUCGGUGCUAGCCACGGGCUCGACCUUGGACAGCACACUGCUGUUGGCAGGGAUCCCGAAAGACAUCNNCGAGGAUCCGAUCCCGCCCAACGAGAUGCGACAGGUGGAGGAUGAGUGCAGAGCCAGACGUUCUCCUCACCUGAUUUUCACAAUUCCUGNNGUCAGUCAUUUCUCAAUCUGCCAGGAUGCCAUGCACAUUCUUUUCUGCAAGGGAGUCCUUUCCCACUGCAUGGGAAACACCCUGAAGCACUGGUGUUGGCACAGCAAUCACGCAUCCUUUGCUGGCCGCCGCCCUAAGGAACGGUUGGGAAUAAUCUACUCCGCGAUUCAGCAGUUUUACAAGCUGUACCAGACCACGGCUGUGCUUAGCCUGUUGAAGAUGUCAAUGUUCGUCAAUGUGGACAGACCGCACAAAGAGCAGCCUUUCCUCCGAACGAAAGCUGCUGAAUCCAAGGGUUUGGUGCCUGUCUUCGCCUCUCUGGCUCUGGAGUUCAACGAGGGCACCGAGACGGACGAACUCAUCAUCCAGCUCUACGACAGCAUGUCUCAGCUGCUGGAUCUCAUGGACAAUUCCGGACUCUUCCCUUCAGACGAGGAAGCAACCCAGGCGAUGGAGUGCAUGAAUUUGUUUUUGGAGAGCUAUUCCGAUCUUAGAGCCAAUGCCGAGAGUGACAAGCUCUGGCACAAAACCAUUAAGUUUCACAUGAGUCGGCAUCUGGCUGCUGGCUUUCAGUGGAUGAAUCCAAAACGAUUUUGGUGCUUCAGCAAUGAAGACUAUGUAGGUCGAAUCUCGCGGCUGGCCCACAGUGCCAGUUUCGGUACCUCUCUGCUGGUGCUCUCGCAGAAGGUGGCCGAGAAAUAUCGGCAUUUGCAGCAUGUGCGCUUUUGCUUGGAGUAA
Symbiodinium sp. CCMP2456 is the source of this 1479-nucleotide messenger RNA. Lineage: Eukaryota; Dinophyceae; Suessiales; Symbiodiniaceae. The record is from the annotation of a GenBank genome assembly.